Messenger RNA from Balaenoptera ricei (Rice's whale), 1848 nucleotides. RefSeq names its product C1q and TNF related 4 (gene C1QTNF4). The transcript is spliced from 3 exons. Bases 712 to 1686 code for a protein of 324 amino acids. The record is from RefSeq and is a predicted model, not a curated record. NCBI's taxonomy places the organism in Eukaryota, Metazoa, Chordata, Mammalia, Artiodactyla, Balaenopteridae. Gene Ontology annotation, molecular function: protein binding.
CUCCAGAGGACAGGGGAUUUCACGGGGCACCAGGCUUCUCAGAAACCACACAGAGGGUCUGUGGCAGAGCUCAGGGCCCCUGAGUCAAUCGGGGUGGGGGGGCUAGGCAGAGGGGUCCUGCUCUGGCAGCUGAAGAGUGGGGCUCUUCAAAAGCCAUCCAUUCGGUCAGCAUCGACUGAGUGCCAGGCAGGUCGUCCCCUGCACAGCUGUCAGGAGAGGACCGCAGCCUCCCUGAGGUGGUGCCAGAGCCCAGAGUGGAAGCCAUGGAAGGGCCUCGACCCAGAGGAUGAAGCUUUAGGGAGGUCACGGAGGAGGAAGAGCCCGGUGCUCGCGCUGCCUGCGCGGGGGGCCUUCUUCGUGCGGUGCCCCUGGGCCCUGCCGCUCGGCUCCCCGGCCUCGGCGCGCCCCUCCCUCUCGCUUCCCCUCCCGCCUCUCCCCCUGCCCGCCCCUACCCCGCCCCUCCUCGCGCGGCCCCGGAGCCUCGCUCUUCAGCAGCCCUUUUUCCCUCGCUGCCCCGCCACCCCGAGCCCACCCCGGGGUCCCAGCGCCCCGCCCGCCGCCGCCGCCGCCGUCCCCGCCAGGCCCGGCCCCGCCGCAGCGCGGGCGGUCAGUGCGCAGCCCGGCGCCCGCCCGGAGCCCAGAGCCCGGAGCCGGGAGCCGGAUCGCAGGCUCGGAGAGAAGCCGACCGACCGCCGCCCCCAGCCAGGCGCCAUGCUGCCGCUCCUGCUGGGCCUGCUGGGCCCGGCCGCCUGCUGGGCCCUGGGCCCGGCUCCGGGCUCCACAGAGCUGCGCUCGGCCUUCUCGGCCGCACGCACCACCGCCCUGGAGGGCACGUCGGAGAUGGCGGUGACCUUCGACAAGGUGUACGUGAACAUCGGGGGCGACUUCGACGCGGCCACCGGUCAGUUCCGCUGCCGCGUGCCCGGCGCCUACUUCUUCUCCUUCACGGCUGGCAAGGCCCCGCACAAGAGCCUGUCGGUGAUGCUGGUGCGCAACCGCGACGAGGUGCAGGCACUGGCCUUCGACGAGCAGCGUCGGCCCGCCGCGCGGCACGCCGCCAGCCAGAGCGCCAUGCUGCAGCUCGAUUACGGCGACACGGUGUGGCUGCGGCUGCACGGCGCCCAGCAGUACGCGCUCGGGGCACCCGGCGCCACCUUCAGCGGUUACCUGGUGUACGCCGACGCCGACGCGCCUGCGCGCGGGCCGCCCGCGCCCCCGGAGCCGCGCUCGGCCUUCUCGGCGGCGCGCACGCGCAGCCUGGUGGGCUCGGACGCGGGCCCGGGGCCGCGGCACCGGCCCCUCGCCUUCGACACUGAGCUUGUGAACAUCGGCGGCGACUUCGACGCGGCGGCUGGCGUGUUCCGCUGCCGCCUGCCCGGCGCCUACUUCUUCUCCUUCACGCUGGGCAAGCUGCCGCGCAAGACGCUGUCGGUGAAGCUGAUGAAGAACCGCGACGAGGUGCAGGCCAUGAUUUACGACGACGGCGCGUCGCGGCGUCGCGAGAUGCAGAGCCAGAGCGUGAUGCUGGCGCUGCGGCGCGGCGACGCCGUCUGGCUGCUCAGCCACGACCACGACGGCUACGGCGCCUACAGCAACCAUGGCAAGUACAUCACCUUCUCCGGCUUCCUGGUGUACCCCGACCUCAUCCCCUCCGGCCCGCCCGGCCUCGGGCCUCCGGAGCUCUGAGCCACGACCCGGAGACGAGCCCCGGGCGGCCCGGGGCGUGCAUGCCAAGCCGGGACCGCGGCCCGAAUGUCCCGCCGGCGCGAGCAUGACGGCCCGCCCAGCGUGGCUGGACUCUGCCAAUAAAGUGGGCCUGCGCCGGCGCCUGUCUGCCGGGGUCCUGCG